Messenger RNA from Trametes versicolor FP-101664 SS1, 381 nucleotides. Its product is annotated as profilin. Gene Ontology annotation, cellular component: cell cortex. Bases 1 to 381 code for a protein of 126 amino acids. The transcript is spliced from 4 exons. Lineage: Eukaryota; Fungi; Basidiomycota; Agaricomycetes; Polyporales; Polyporaceae. The record is from RefSeq and is a predicted model, not a curated record. Gene Ontology annotation, molecular function: actin monomer binding.
AUGUCCUGGCAAGCGUACGUCGAUACCAACCUCAUCGGAACUGGCAAGAUCCAGAAGGCCGCCAUCAUCGGUCUCGCAGGGGGUGUUUGGGCAUCGUCUCCGGGCUACACUCUCUCCGCAGAGGAGCAGAAAGCCAUCGUGACCGGGUUCGAGAACCCCUCCUCGCUGCAGUCCAGCGGCGUCCGCCUCGCAGGACAGAAGUUCUUCACCCUCCAGGCGAACGAGCGCAGUAUCUACGGCAAGAAGGCGGCCGAUGGGUGCAUAAUCGUGAAGACGAAGCAGGCCGUGCUGGUGGCCGAGUACACCGCACCGAACCAAGCGCCUGAAGCGACGCCCGUCGUAGAGAACCUGGCCGAUUACCUCAUCGGCGUCGGCUACUGA